Staurois parvus is the source of this 339-nucleotide messenger RNA. The record is from the annotation of a GenBank genome assembly. NCBI's taxonomy places the organism in Eukaryota, Metazoa, Chordata, Amphibia, Anura, Ranidae.
GACACACUGCUGCUGGGGGGACUUUUUAACCUAGGCCUGUGUAUGGCCUUCAAUUGAAGCUGCUUCCCCUCCGCCACUCUGCCAUGGGCCUCUUGGGUAUCCCCCCAAGCUGCUGCUGCGGGUCCAGAGUGUGUCAUGGGUCCCUGUACGGCCUCCCAUUGCUGCUGACUUCAUCGCCAGACUCUGCCAUGUGCCACUUUCAGGUCUCCUUACACUGUUGGUGGGUUCCAUUUUGUGAUAGGGUGCUGUAUGGCCUUCCAUUGCUGCUGCCUCCACCGCCACCCUGCGCCAUGUGCCUCUGUCGUCUGCUCAUGCUGCUGACGGCUUCCGCUUUUUAAC